Crotalus tigris (Tiger rattlesnake) is the source of this 3669-nucleotide messenger RNA. RefSeq names its product DEAD-box helicase 47 (gene DDX47). Bases 21 to 1412 code for a protein of 463 amino acids. Gene Ontology annotation, molecular function: nucleic acid binding; ATP binding; RNA helicase activity. The transcript is spliced from 12 exons. The record is from RefSeq and is a predicted model, not a curated record. NCBI's taxonomy places the organism in Eukaryota, Metazoa, Chordata, Lepidosauria, Squamata, Viperidae.
UUUGGACUCCCAGUCCCAAGAUGCUUCGCGAUAUCGCUGAGGUUAAAGGUGACACGAAUAUGGCGACGAGCAUGGAGCACGGGGAUGAUUCGGGAGAGAUUGCGGAAACUUUCAAACGACUGGGAGUGACAGAUGUACUGUGUGAAGCAUGCAGCCAGUUAGGAUGGAAGACACCAACAAAGAUCCAAGUAGAAGCUAUUCCAGUUGCACUCCAAGGUCGGGACAUCAUUGGCUUAGCAGAGACAGGAUCUGGAAAAACGGGGGCUUUUGCUUUGCCCAUCCUUCAGGCAUUAUUAGAAACUCCCCAGCGCUUCUUUGCUCUGGUACUUACACCCACCCGGGAGUUAGCCUUUCAGAUUUCCGAACAAUUUGAGGCUCUUGGAUCUUCCAUUGGUGUCCAGAGUACUGUCAUUGUUGGAGGAAUUGACAUGAUGUCGCAAUCUCUGGCCCUAGCCAAGAAGCCCCAUGUAAUUAUUGCUACGCCUGGUCGUCUUAUUGAUCAUCUUGAGAAUACAAAGGGUUUCAAUCUUAGAGCUCUGAAAUACCUAGUUAUGGAUGAAGCUGACCGCAUCCUCAACAUGGACUUUGAAACAGAGGUAGAUAAAAUCCUGAAAGUAAUUCCCAGAGACAGGAAGACAUUUCUCUUUUCUGCUACGAUGACUAAAAAGGUGCAAAAACUUCAGCGUGCAGCCCUUAAAGACCCUAUGAAAUGUGCAGUGUCAUCAAAAUACCAGACAGUUGAAAAACUUCAGCAAUACUAUAUUUUUAUUCCUUCCAAGUUCAAGGAUAGUUAUCUUGUGUACAUUCUGAAUGAACUUGCUGGCAACUCAUUCAUGAUAUUCUGCAAUACAUGCAACAAUACUCAGAGAACGGCACUCUUGCUUCGAAAUUUGGGCUUUACUGCUAUUCCCCUCCAUGGACAGAUGAGCCAGAAUAAACGAUUAGGAUCACUGAACAAGUUCAAAGCUAAAGCACGGUCCAUCUUGUUGGCAACUGAUGUUGCAAGUAGAGGCCUUGACAUCCCUCAUGUUGAUGUAGUGAUAAACUUUGACAUUCCUACCCACUCCAAGGAUUACAUUCAUCGAGUAGGGAGAACAGCUCGAGCUGGACGAUCGGGUAAAUCAAUCACCUUCGUGACACAGUAUGAUGUGGAACUCUUCCAGCGCAUUGAGCACUUGAUUGGUAAAAAGCUGCCAGCCUUUCCCACUCAAGAAGAAGAGGUCAUGAUGUUGACCGAGCGUGUGGCUGAAGCCCAGAGAUUUGCUCGCAUGGAGUUGCGGCAACAAGGAGAAAAGAAGAAACGUCCUCGAGACGAGACAAAUGAGGAUGAUGAUGAUGAUGCAGAAGGAGCGUUGGGAGUCAGGAAUAAAGUUGCUGGAGGAAAAAAAAAGAAAUGGAAAGUUCAGAAAUAAAUAGAUCAGACUUUAUUUCUCCAUAUUUUUAUGCAGUUUGGAAUCCUGGAAUCAUCAGUCCAACAUCAUUAUCAGAAUGACUUUCAAGGACUCAUGAAGAAUAUCUCAGUAAAUUUAGCAGUCCACGUUCAUGGAUAUAACUAGGAAUGACUGUCCUUGCAAACCUGGGAAAUCUUUUAACGUUGGAGGAGUCUUAUUAGUCUCUAGCAGCAGUUGGUAUUCCUCUGAAGAAAGCAGAAGAGAACAGAUUCCAUAUAUUCUUUAUGGACAGUGGAGUUGAGAAUAUGAGUUUCAGUCUGUUGCCACCCAAGUUACAGUUAAUUAUUUUUACAGCCCAUAUUUAUUUAAUAAGAUAAUUUGCAAAAACAUGGGGUGCAGUGGGGGAGAAAAAAGUAAUGUAUUCUAAUAUUCAAGAAGUGUCAGCAAAUAGCAGACUAAUAAGAUUCUUGAAUAUUAAAGGGAAGGACUUGAUAGAGAGAAUUAAAAAAACUGCCAAAUUUUGUGUUUGCUUAUUCACAUAAUUGUGCUAUGGCUGCAACUUCUCAGUUUCCUUUCUCAAUUUAUCUGACAUUCAGCCAUAUUUAUUUGUUUCAGUCUGUUAUGAAUGCAUCUGUGGACUCUGCAGUUUAGUAACCUCACCAUUAACUUUGUAGUAAAGAAGUUCUAUAAACUGAUCAUUUUUUCUGCAGGUCAUUCCUGAGGCAAUUCUGCUUGACAGCCGACACUAAGAGGCACUCUUCUUUUACAUAAGGUCUGUGCCAGAGUGAAUUGUCUACUAAAAUUGAUUGCUCAUAAAGCAAAAAUCCAAAGACACACCCAGGGAUUGGAAUGAGAGCACCGUUGCAAGUUUGCCAUCAUUUUCUGCCUUACAGUUUCCACUGUGAUUCACUUCUUGUAGGUGACUAUUAAAAAAAAAACUUCACCCAAGCAUAUCAGAUAAUGUUUGAUCCAGGACAUUUUAUACUAAGAUUUUGAAACUUAAUUUUUUACAUUUUUGUUGCUAUCACAAAGCUUACAAGAGGGAGAGAGGCCUGUAUAUAGCAAGGAUUUAUAAGUACAUAUGCUAUAGCCUAAUGGGCACUACAUUUCCAAUGGCUGGGAAUAAACAGCCAUUUAUAACUAUAGGAAAAAAUUAUAACAAAGCAAAAUUUGUCCAUUUGCAAUAGAAGUGGUUUCUUAUUUUAUUUUAUAAGUAAUCUAAUAAAUUUUAUUUCAAUUAUUUUAUGAAGAAUUGGUGGUAUCUGCAUUGAUGAAGGAUGGCCAGCUUCGGGAAAUUGAAAUAAAAUUUCUUGAGGGCAAGAAUAUGCUUUGAAUGCCACCACUUAACAGUCUUCUGCAGAAAAAUUGGAUUUUAGAAUCUCAAGCAGUUUUUAUUUCAGUGUAUAAUUUGGGGCAGCUGUUUACAUUCCUCAAAUAAGAAUUCUUUACCCAUCCAUUGAAAAUCAGCCAGGGAUCUAUCUGUAAUUUAUGCUUCCCGUAAUCAGAAACAUUAGACGUUUACCCAUCUUUCAAGAAAAUUUAUUUGUUUAGAAAUUGAUAUAGCCAUCUAGCUUAUACAAGAUAAUCUUAGGCAGUUCACAGUAAUAAAAAAUAAAAACAGAAUAAUUAAACCAACUCAGUGCACCAAAAUGGCUUUUAUAUAUUUAAAAAGUCUGAGUAUACAUUUUCCCUCAACAUUUUAUUUUAUAUUGAUUCUUAUCAAAAGAAAAAGAAAUACAUUUAAUUUCCCUAUAUGUCCUUUAAGUUUCAUUUAAGGCAGAAGUUAUAGACCAUCUUAACUCCAACACAACUGCAAGAGGACAUUGUCUUAGUCUGAUAUGUUUAGCAGAAUUUCUAGCAUAUUAUGACCAGACAGAGGGUAGUUAAAAUAUGUAUAUAUUUUCUCUUUCUUUUGCAAACAUUUGCUGAGAUAUAUGUUGAUGAAAUGCUAUAGACUGGAAUGAUACUUCAAAAUUAAUCCCAGAUGUCUGAAGCAGCAGCGCAAAUUUUGCAAACUACCUUUAAAAUGCUUGGGCAAAUAAAAUACUUUAACCUGGGCUAAAAAGCAUUCCAUGGACAAGACGCUGCUCCCAUAGAGCUUCUAUGAAGUUUCCCAUAGCAAAACUACCCGAAGGACUGAGCAUUUUAAGAGUCACUUGAGCUUUGAAAAUAUUAUCGUUUUAAUUGUAUUUUGACAAGAACAAUACAUGAAGAAAACUAUUCCUUUUUGUAUAACCGGUGUACUUUGACUAGCUGAAUGAAUUUAUUUCUCCCCUUC